CAUAGAGACACAUGGUGGCGCUGCAGGAUAAGAUGAAAACAGUGCAUGGACCACACUGUGGACUCCAUUAUUCAAGGGAACAGAGAACAGUCAACUCAUUCAAGAGAGGCAUUAAGGAGCUUCACUUUCAGAGCUGUCGGGAGGGCUCUACACCCUCCAGGGUUUACUUAUUCUAAAAAAUCAGAGCUUCGGCUCCCAAAAUUAGGGCUAAACUUAAAUUUUUCCACAAAGGAGAUUGCUUGAAGGAACCAUGGCGAUCAGAGGAGCGCUCACUUUGCGGAAAAGGCAAGUCGCAAUUCUCUUUGUUUUGCUGGGAUUGUCUGAGGCGGGUCCUGACUCUGUGCGCUAUUCUGUGGCAGAGGAAGCAGAAAUUGGCUCUUUUGUGGCCAAUCUGGCAAGGGAUCUGGGGCUUGGGGUGGAGGAGCUGUCCUCCCGGGAGGCUCGGAUAAUUUCUGAUGAUAAUGGCAGGCAUUUGCAUCUCAAUUUAUUGACUGGGGAUUUGCUCCUAAACGAGAGACUAGACCGAGAGGAGCUGUGCGGCUCUGCAGAGCCCUGCGUGUUACAUUUUCAGGUGUUAUUGCAAAACCCUUUAAAGUUUUUCCGGACUGAGCUGCACAUCAAAGAUAUAAAUGAUCACUCCCCGACAUUCCUGGACAAGGAAAUACUUUUGAAAAUAUCAGAAGGUACCACUCUUGGAACGGCAUUCCCAAUGGAGAGUGCCCAAGAUUUGGACAUAGGAAGCAACGGUCUCCAAAACUAUACAAUUAGCCCCAAUUCUCAUUUCUACAUUAAAAUUCAAGACAGCGGUGAUGGAAAGAUAUACCCAGAACUGGUCCUAGACAGAAUGUUAGAUCACGAAAAGGAGCCUGAGCUCAGAUUAACACUUGUAGCACUGGAUGGUGGGUCCCCACCCAGGUCUGGGACAACAUUGGUCCUCAUCGAGGUCUUGGACAUCAAUGACAACGCCCCUGAGUUUCCGCAGAGGCUCUAUGAGGUGCAGGUCCCAGAGGACACAGCCAUUGGCUCCCGGAUAAUCACCAUCUCUGCUAAGGACUUGGAUGCAGGACAUUAUGGGAAAAUAUCUUACAUAUUUUUCCAUGCAUCUGAAGAUAUUCGUAAGACAUUUGAAAUCAACCCAACAUCUGGUGAAGUUCGUUUGAUAUCUAGCUUGGACUUUGAAGUAAUACAGUCUUACACUGUAAAUAUUCAGGCAACAGAUGGCGGGGGGCUUUCGGAAAAAUGCACUCUUCUGAUUAAAGUAAUGGAUAUAAACGAUAACGCACCAGAAGUGACCAUGUCAUCAAUUACCAACAGAAUUCCAGAAAACGCACCACAGACCAUUGUCGCUGUUUUUAGUAUUCGAGACCAAGACUCUGGGGACAAUGGAAGGAUGGUUUGCUCUAUUCAAGAUGAUCUCCCUUUCAUCAUGAAACCAACAUUUAAGAAUUUUUUCACUCUGGUUUCUGAAAAAGCACUGGACAGAGAGAUGAGAGAGGAGUAUAACGUCACCAUCACCGUCACCGACAUGGGGACCCCCAGGCUGAAAACCCAGCACAACAUCACCCUGCUGGUCUCCGACGUCAACGACAACGCCCCCGCCUUCACCCAAACCUCCUACACCCUGUUCCUCCGCGAGAACAACAGCCCCGCCCUGCACAUCGGCAGCGUCAGCGCCACAGACAGAGACGCGGGCGCCAACGCCCAGCUCACCUACUCGCUGCUGCCGCCCCGCGACCCGCAGCUGCCCCUGGCCUCGCUGGUGUCCAUCAACGCGGACAACGGCCACCUGUUCGCCCUGAGGGCGCUGGACUUCGAGGCCCUGCAGGCGUUCGAGUUCCGCGUGGGCGCCACGGACCGCGGGUCCCCCGCGCUGAGCAGCCAGGCGCUGGUGCGCGUGCAGGUGCUGGACGCCAAUGACAACGCGCCCUUCGUGCUGUACCCGCUGCAGAACGGCUCUGCGCCCUGCACCGAGCUGGUGCCCAGGGCGGCCGAGCCGGGCUACCUGGUGAGCAUGGUGGCGGUGGACGCAGACUCGGGCCAGAACGCCUGGCUGUUCCAGCUGCUCAAGGCCACGGAGCCCGGGCUGUUCGGCGUGUGGGCGCAUGGCGAGGUGCGCACGGCGCGGCUGCUAGUCAAGGACAAUGGCGAGCCCGCGCUGUCUGCCAGCGUCACGCUGCACGUGCUGCUGGUGGAUGGCUUCUCGCAGCCCUACCUGCCGCUGCCGGAAGUGGCGGCCGACCAGGCGCAGGCCGACCCGCUGACCGUGUACCUGGUCAUCGCGUUGGCGUCGGUGUCGUCGCUGUUCCUGUUCUCGGUGCUGGCGUUCAUCGCGGUGCGGCUGUGCAGGCGGAGCAGGGCCGCCUGGGUGGGUGGCUGUUCGGUGCCUGAGGGCCACCUUCCGGGCCACCUGGUGGACGUCAGCGGUACUGGGACCCUGUCCCAGAGCUACCAGUAUGAGGUGUGUCUGAUGGGAGGUACUGGGACAGAUGAGUUUAAAUUUCUGAAGCCAAUUAUUCCCAAUCUUCCAAUCCAUGACACUGGUAGGAAUGUAGAGGAAAAUGAGAACUUUAGGAAUAGCUUUGGAUUCAACAUCCAAUAAAAUUUUUAUUUUAAACAUUUAAUCUUUCAUUAUUCUUGGUAAACUGGUAAUACUUUGCCAAUUUAUAGUGGAUUUCAGUUGUACAGUAGUUGCAUGUAUUAUUCCUGAAGCUCUUGCAUUUUGCUUUACAAAUUUUUAUUAGUUUGUAUGUUU
Molecule: messenger RNA, 2752 nt
Organism: Myotis lucifugus (little brown bat)
Lineage: Eukaryota; Metazoa; Chordata; Mammalia; Chiroptera; Vespertilionidae
Product: protocadherin beta-14-like
Biological process (GO): homophilic cell-cell adhesion
Cellular component (GO): plasma membrane
Molecular function (GO): calcium ion binding
Source: RefSeq, a predicted model, not a curated record